Molecule: messenger RNA, 4657 nt
Organism: Micropterus dolomieu (smallmouth bass)
Lineage: Eukaryota; Metazoa; Chordata; Actinopteri; Centrarchiformes; Centrarchidae
Gene: plekhm3
Product: pleckstrin homology domain containing, family M, member 3
Exons: 9
Coding region: 262-2724 (820 amino acids)
Source: RefSeq, a predicted model, not a curated record
CCCCCCCCCCCCCCCAGAGCUAGUGGCACACCAUUGCAAAGGAAGACCGUAACCCUGGAUGAAAGCCCUGUCUUGAGGGGGAGAGUUUGUGAAGCCUGCAGGGUGCUUGUAUCUUCCUCAGCCCUUCUUAGCUUGUCAAACUUUGACCAGCCGACAGCUAGUUUGCUUUGUUGGACAUGUAGAUGCUGCUAACGGGGUUUUUGUGCCCAUUUAGGAAGACCAUCUAGUUGUGACACUUAUAGCUCAGAGGACGGCCCAUCCAUGGAGGGUCUCGAGCAGCUUGACAUGGUGGGCGAUAUCAGCCCCGCUCUUGAGGCCACUGAGGACUUCAUCCACUGCAUGGACCGGAUUCAAGGCCAAGGGCCGAGCCAAGCUCAAACAGGGACCCUCCAGCCUUCCAGGCAGCCUAAGCAGCUGCAGGAAGUAUCCAGCGCCGCACUGGGGAAGCUGAGCUCCAGCGGUGUGUGGAGCCUGCUGGCUGGAGAGCAGCCAGAGGUCGGGCCUCUAGGCCUGGCCUGGGCUGACAACUUCAGCGUGUUGGGGCUGGGAAUGGGCUUGAGGCAUGGCAAGAGAAGCCGAGCCCGUUCCACCAACGACCUUGCAGCCCACACCAAGGAGUGCACCAACAACACCGCCAAUUCCUCGUCCAGCGCAGCCUUUAAGAAGGGACACAACCGGUCCAGGUCAGACGUCAACUACCGGCCGUCUGCAUACACAGACAACGGACUGCCCACUGUGGACUGCAACACUCUGAAGAACAUGAUCCUCAACCACCAGCAGGAUGUUGAUAAAAGCAGCAGUAGCAGCAGCGUGGUGAAGCAGGGUGCGAUGGAGCAGCGUGAGGGGCCCCGGGGCCGAUGGACACCCUGCCACGUUGAGCUGACACCCUGUGAGCUCCGGCUGUACACUCUGGACAGCAGCGCCAACCGCCAGCUGGGCACCGCCUACUCUCUGUCACACUGCCAGAGCGUCAUCUCCCCGGCACCCAGCAGCCAGCCAGGCCAGAUCACCCAGCCCGCCGAUCAACGCACGCUCCAGGCUUUGUUCUUCAACAGCACGCGUCUUCAGCUGAGGGCAGCCAACCAAUGGGAGGCCAUGGAGUGGAGGCGGCUGAUGUGGGAGAAGGUGCAGGCGGCCAGAAAUGUGAGGCAGGAGAACCACCAGCGUAAGACCGGAGUGGAAAAGCAACAGGUCGUCAAGUUUCCUGCACCCAUGUCACCUUCCUCGUCGCCCUCUCCAUCAGGGCUCGACACCAGGCCUGAUGGUGACAGCGACACUCCCACCUCAGCAGAGGCGUCACUCUCUCUCCAGCCUAGUUCUGGCGUCCUGAGCAGACCCACCACCCUGCCUCUGUUCACCCAACGCUGCCAGGACAUCCUCAUAGCUGGUCUGCUCCACCAGCUGAUGGAUCAGAACAACUGGCGGGCCUUUACCUUCGUCUUGACCAGAUCUGCUCUCCGGGCCUUCCCUACUGAGGGCCGUGGGUCUGUGUCGCAGCCUGUCCUCCAGUACUCCCUGGCUUCCUGCUUGGCCGUUCAGCACGAUCAGGAGCCAGAGAACGGAGAGCCGUGGACAGAUAGAGGGGACUGCUUCCAGGUCGUUUUCCCCAAAGUGGUAGUCAGACUUAGAGCGGAUGAUCAGCUCAAAGCCCAGGAGUGGGUGGAGGCCCUGCGGGAGGCGGCCAGAGCGCAGAGGCCUGCCCAAGAAGAAGGGGGGGAGUCAGGAGAAGGCGCUCCAGGCCUCCAGGGAGUGCUGCUGAGAUCAAAACCAACCAGGGAUAGGAGACAGCGGGAGGCUCAGAGAGCCAAGCGGCAGUCAGUCACCACCAGUUUCCUCAGUAUACUCACCUGCUUGGCUGUGGAGAAGGGGCUCACUGCUCAGAGCUUCAGGUGUGCAGGUUGUCAACGUCCAAUCGGUCUUUCCAGAGGCAAGGCAAAGGUCUGCUACUACAGCGGCUGGUACUACUGCCAGAGCUGCCAUCAGGACAACUCCUUCCUCAUCCCGGCACGCUUGCUGCACAACUGGGACACCAGCAAGCACAAGGUGUCCAAACAGGCCAAGGAGUUCCUUGAGUUUGUGUAUGAGGAGCCUCUGCUGGACGUCCAGCAGCUCAACCCUUGUCUGUAUGAGCACUGUGAGCCUCUCAGCAUUGUGCUGCGUCUCCGUCAGCAGCUCCAGUCACUGCGGGCCUACCUGUUCAGCUGCCGAGCAACUGUUGCUGAAGACCUCAGACGAAGGAUCUUCCCCAGGGAAUACCUGCUACAGCACAUCCACCUAUACUCCAUGGCUGACCUGCAGCAGAUACGUGAAGAGAUAAAACUAUCCAGGAAAAAACAAAAAAAAGUGACCCAGUUGAUCCUGAACACCCAUCAGAGCACGGAGAGAUCUGCCAGCGGCCUCCUGGUGAUUGAUGGAAAACUGGCUCCCUUCUUGUCCAAGGUGAUCAAGUUUGCCAGUUCCCAUGUUUUCAGCUGCAGUUUGUGUCGAGAGAAAGGCUUCAUCUGUGAGCUCUGCCAAAACGGGCAGGUCAUCUACCCCUUUCAGGAGAGCGCCACAAAGAGGUGUGACGGCUGUGGCGCUGUGUUCCACGCAGAGUGUCGACAGAAAGCUCAGCCGUGUCCUCGCUGCGUUCGCCGAGAACUCCACCACAAGAGGCCGUCCUCCUUCUGGUCACCUGACGACGACAGCCCCGGGUGCUUUCACCUGCCCUACCAAGACACCUGAGAUGCACACAAAAGCAGCAACAAUGAGGGCGCUGCCAGGCCAUGAUGCUGGACAAAGUGCCUGUUAUUCUGAUUUGUAUGCGAGACCAGAACAAAUUAUGUGACCAGAGGACGAACCCAGAGCGUCUGAUGCAUCGUCAGGUUUGUGUGUGUGUGUGUGUGUGUGUGUGUGUGUGUGUGUGUGUACCGUUUAACACACGCACACACCUGUGCUAAGCCCCCUUUGUUUUACUGUAAAGAGCAGGGAGCAAACCAACUGAAGAACUGCUGCAUCAGGCUUUUUGGACUGAACUACUUGUAUUUUAGUGAAACAUCACACUUCAAGGUCAUCCUCGGCCGUCUUCAUCCCUUUGCCACAUCACUUUCACUUAUUCAAGGGGUUAAAACUGUAAAAUCACAGCUGGAACAUUUUGGUGGUUUAUCAUUACCAGCGUCUUCCGCCUGCUAUUAAACUCGGUCAUGCUUAAGUUUAGUCAAUGACCAGAAGUUUGGUAAUUGAUUUAUUGAACCACCGAAACGUUCACUGAAUGUGAAGAUUAGCUUUUGGUUUUGAACUGUUGGUCAAACUAAAUAAGCAAACUGAAAAUGUCUCCUCUGCCUCUGGGAACAUGUGAUCUUUGUUUAGAGACUUAAAAAAUAGAUGAUUAAUACAUGAUGAAAAUAAUCAUUAGCCCUACUCAUGUUAAAUACUCUACCCCAAGCCAUUUCAGUAUGAAACUCACACACUGAAGCCUUGAAACAUGGCUGUAAAAUGUUUGUAGUCUUUACAGAGAACAGCAGCUGUUGUCAACUUGGAUUCAUGUCAGUUACAAUUAAUCAAAUAUUAAAGGGUACGUUCACAUGUUUUCAAGUCUCUUAAAACAGUAGCUAUGUGCUCAUGAGCAGUGAAACAGGUUUUACUUGCUGUAAUCUUCCCUCCUGUUCAUACUGUCCUUUAAAAGAUCCCUUUCUUAAGCGAUUUCAAUGUAAGUGAUGGGGACAAAAUCCAGACAUGGAGGCUUCAGUCUCAAGUCAGGUUUCCAUCCACAUAUAGCGCAAAUUUUAACUGACAAUCAGCAAGAGAAAAUGCAAAUGAAUGCAUCCACUACCAUUAUGUGAAUAUUCGAAGUUUAUGCUUUGAGCUGAAUCUCUAUUCAGGUGCCAUUAAAUAUUGCAGAAGAAGGCACAAUGAGAUGAUGCACCUCAUGAUUUAUUUUCAUUACACUUCCACUAACUUUUCCACCUCAGCCAAGCGUAAAACUAUUUGUGAUUUUUCAGCGUUUUCAUUAAGAUUUUUUUAAUGCACAAACUGAAAAUGUGCAUUGGAAACGCACCUUAGUCAGUCGUUGAGUAAUUCAGUUUGGUCAUUUUUCAAGCAAAAACGUCAAUCGUUUGUUUCCAGCUCUUUAAAUUUGAGAAUUACCUGCUUUUCCGUGUCUCCCUUUACAGUAAAGUUUUUAACUAUUGGUUUGACAGAAAAGUUAUUUGAAGACUUUAAACUUUAAGAAAUUGUGAUGCAUGUAAUUUUUUACUAGCGGUUAAUCUGUUCUACAAGUCAAAGAAAUGAAAAGAUACUAAAAUGAUUGUUACUUGCCCCAGUAAAGUUAUUUAGUGGUCAUUAUUCCACAACAGCGACAUCGCCCCUGUUUGUACAGCGUUACCCAGUCAGACCAGAAACUGCAGCUUCACUCUCAUAAGUUCCUGUGGAUGUUUGAUUGUUUUUAAUUUUUUAAUUAAAUCAACCGUGACAUUUUGUCGCCUUUUCAAAUCCAUCCAAACUGACCACAACUGCUGCUGUUUGUAUUUUAGAUUUUGCUUCUUCACAAACAUUAUACAGUCAUAUUGAAGUCCUCAGGAGGAGCAUUUGAUUUGAUUUUGGAUUCACUUGGGAUGUAACUGGAGCCAUUAGUUUGGGGUGUUUAACCAAAUAAUAAACAUAAUAAUUAUAAAUAUUA